Eremothecium cymbalariae DBVPG#7215 is the source of this 1830-nucleotide messenger RNA. RefSeq names its product Pin4p (gene PIN4). Bases 1 to 1830 code for a protein of 609 amino acids. The transcript has a single exon. Gene Ontology annotation, cellular component: cytoplasm; nucleus. Lineage: Eukaryota; Fungi; Ascomycota; Saccharomycetes; Saccharomycetales; Saccharomycetaceae. The record is from RefSeq and is a predicted model, not a curated record. Gene Ontology annotation, molecular function: mRNA binding.
AUGUUAUCUGCCAGUACUGUGGCUCACGAGGAGGCUGGUCUAGUGCAGGGGGUGGUUGACGCAGCUGCAAGCGUUGGUGGUAAGGAGCAAAAAAAUCAUGAUGAGGAUGAGCAAGGAGUAAGCGAAGAGGGUGAGGAUGGUGGUGGGAGUUCAGGAUCAGGUGUGCCGCUACAGGGCGAAGAUGUGAUUCCUACGGCGAUUGUGAUCAAGAAUAUUCCGUUUGCGAUUAAGAAGGAGCAGUUGCUUGGUGUUAUUGCGAAGAUGGAUUUGCCGUUACCUUAUGCUUUCAACUAUCAUUUUGAUAAUGGGGUUUUCCGCGGGUUGGCUUUUGCCAAUUUUACGACUACUGAGGAGACCACGCAGGUGGUGGAGAGUUUGAACGGGAAGGAAAUCGGUGGUCGGAGGUUGCGGGUGGAGUAUAAGAAGAUGUUGCCGCAGGCAGAAAGAGAGCGGAUCGAGCGGGAGAAACGGGAGAAACGGGGCCAGUUGGAGGAGCAGCAUAGGUCUGUAUCCAAUGUGUCGUUACAAUCGAUAAACAAGAUUUCUUCCUCUUCGGUGAUUGCGGGUGGAAGUUCCAAUACUCAGCUAUUCAAUAGUUUUGUCAACGGGCAGAGUGGUGGCAACGGUUCUACUGCUCAGUCUCUUGCUUCUCCAUCGAUGUCAUCUCAGAUUCUCUCUGCACAGAACAAUAGCCAUUCCAUGAGUGUCUCGAAACAGCAGGCACCUGUGUCUGUGACGGAACGUUACUACGCGCCGUUGCCCUCGAUUAUGAACUUGCCGCUUCCUCCGCAGCAGUUGGAUUUCAACGAUCCUGACAUUUUGGAAAUUUAUUCACAGUUGUUGUUAUUUAAGGACAGAGAGAAGUUGUACCAUGAAUUGGCGUAUCCAAUUGGUCUGUCUGCGAGCCAGAAGCGCAUAAUAAACGUUUUGUGCUCCUUUCUGGGAUUGGUUGAAGUUUAUGAUCCAAGUUUUAUCAUCAUUAGAAGAAAGACUCUUGACCAUGUCGCGUUACAAUCCCACUUACAACAACAGGGCCAGAUGACUAUUAUGCAGCCGCUACAAGCCAGCUCUACUGGAGGCUCACUGCAGAGAUCUCAAUCUUACACCAGUGUAUUACAGGCGCAUGCGGCGGCUACGGUUGCCGCUGCUGCUCAGCAGCAGCGGCAACAACCGCAACAAAAACAGCAGGGACACCACCACCACCACCACCAGCAGGUACAGCACCACCACCACCAGCAUUCCCAGGGUUCGCAGCAACAGCAAUCUCCUUCGCAGCCACAGCCGCCCCCAUCUCCAGGUGAAAUCUUUUUGCAGCCCAUAUCGCCCUAUGAAAAUUUGAGUGUUGCCCAGCAACAGCAGCAACAUUUGAGGCCACAAGGUACCAAUCCUUUGCUGCAAAACAGAAUACCAUCAGGAUACACCGCAUCACACACUCCAUCUUCUUCCCUACUCAGACAACACGGCGUGUCUCCACCACAAAACCAAGUCCCAAUGAACUCGAAUUCUUCAAGUCGUAUCUCCAAUCUACUAUACAACCCGACUACUUUGGCGCAGCCAACUGCCUCGGCAUUGCAUAAUGACGCAAGAUUCCAACCCGGACUACAUCCCAUUGACGCUAAUGUUACAGCAAACAACGGGAACACCUCCAACUCAACAGCCCCAUUGGUACCCCAAAAUACCGACGGAAGCGUACACUCAAACUACUCGUUGCAUUCGAUCCACGACUACGUCCAACUAACCUCAGCCGGAAACACCGCUGACAUCAAUGCCUUGGAAGAUGGUUUGACAAGAAGCCUCAGCGGUUUGGAUCUAGGCAAAAGAAAUGUCUGA